AGCUUCCCUCCCCCCUUCUCCCACACGUCUUUCUUCCUUCUCUAGGCAGGCAACCAUUCCUUGAUCCUCGCUUCCUACGUACCAUCACCACUUUGGUCUCUUCUCCUCAACGAUAUCAUGGCCCCCGUGCCCCGUGCUUAAUCUUAGUACGGGCUGGAGAAUAUUGGACGCCCCCAAAUAAACAAAGACGAAAAGGAAGUACAGACCAGCUCGCGACGGCUGUGGCUCCCGGUCCGCGGCCGACGCUGCACGCGACAACGGCGUCAGUAACAACAGUGGCCAGUCUAGCGUGGACACUACUGCUGUUUGGACUCUGGACACUGCCAGCGAUGGGUAUUCAACCCCUCAACCUCGUCCAGGUCACGCGCCGCCACAUGGGACGAUACGUGACCCAGGGGCCAGCUCCCAGGACGCCAACAAGAGCCAUGCUUCCCAACAUGUCGAGAAGCGUGAGGAGGUCUGCGUCUUUGGCAGAAACACAGCCAGCUCGCAGCCCAUAAGCUCCCAGUCCGACUUGCAGGCCGUCGAUGCCUGCAGCCGCGCGUAGCUGAGCCAGGACGAGGACGGCCAGAAAGUCGGUCGUAAGCGUUUUCAGCCGCCAACCGUGACAGCAACGACAACCGCAACAGCGACGAGG
Messenger RNA from Lasiosphaeria miniovina, 637 nucleotides. RefSeq lists its product as uncharacterized. The transcript has a single exon. Bases 330 to 500 code for a protein of 56 amino acids. The record is from RefSeq and is a predicted model, not a curated record. Lineage: Eukaryota; Fungi; Ascomycota; Sordariomycetes; Sordariales; Lasiosphaeriaceae.